Messenger RNA from Volvox carteri f. nagariensis, 2139 nucleotides. RefSeq lists its product as uncharacterized. Gene Ontology annotation, cellular component: mitochondrion. Gene Ontology annotation, biological process: mitochondrial translational elongation. The coding region runs from base 1 to 2139 and encodes 712 amino acids. The transcript has 17 exons. Gene Ontology annotation, molecular function: GTP binding; GTPase activity; translation elongation factor activity. NCBI's taxonomy places the organism in Eukaryota, Viridiplantae, Chlorophyta, Chlorophyceae, Chlamydomonadales, Volvocaceae. The record is from RefSeq and is a predicted model, not a curated record.
AUGAGCCGCUCUGUCGCCCGCAUUUUCACGUUGGGACUUGGGAGAGGGUUGCAGCCUUUCUUUAGCACAUUAGGAACAUCUAAUGUCUUAUCGCAUAUAAGGAUCGCGGGCAAGGACCACUGUGGACAUCUUGAUGGUUGGCUAGCGAGGUGCUUUUCAACGGCGCUUUCUCCUGUCUCCGAGCAAGAGCAGCAGGCGCUUUCUUUGAUCCGUAAUAUUGGCAUUUCAGCGCAUAUUGAUUCGGGUAAAACAACACUGACAGAGCGCAUCCUGUAUUACACGGGGCGUAUCCGCGAAAUUCACGAGGUUCGGGGGAAAGAUGGCGUCGGCGCUAAAAUGGACAGUAUGGACCUUGAGCGCGAGAAGGGUAUCACCAUCCAGUCGGCUGCAACAUACUGCGCCUGGAAGGACAAGCAGAUCAACAUCAUCGACACCCCCGGCCACGUGGACUUCACCAUCGAGGUGGAGCGCUCGCUGCGGGUUUUGGACGGAGCCAUACUGGUGCUGUGCUCCGUGGGCGGGGUGCAGAGCCAGUCCAUUACUGUGGACCGUCAGAUGAAGAGGUACAACGUGCCUCGCCUGGUGUUCGUCAACAAACUGGACCGCGCGGGGGCCAACCCCUGGCGCUGUAUCGACAUGGCACGGGACAAGCUCAAACUCAAUGUAGCUGCCGUACAGAUCCCCAUCGGUUUGGAGGAGCAGCACGCGGGUGUCGUGGACCUGGUCGGGCGUAAGGCCUUUUACUUCGAGGGGCCGAAAGGGGAGAAGGUGGUUGAGGGUCCGGUGCCCGACCGACUGGCUGCUGAGGUGGAGUCCCGGCGGAUGGAGCUGCUGGAGAAGGUCAGCGAGGUUGAUGACUUGCUGGCGGAGAAGUUCCUGUCCGAGGAGCCUGUGGGCCCCGAGGAGCUGCGCGCCGCCAUACGCCGGGCCACGCUGGCACUCAAGUUCCAGCCCGUGUUCAUGGGCAGCGCGUUCAAGAACAAGGGUGUUCAGCUGCUGCUUGACGGUGUACUCGACUACCUGCCAUGUCCAACGGAGGUGGUCAAUGAGGCCCUGGAUCUCGCCCGGGACGAGCAGCGGCUGGUGCUGCCCUGUGCCCCCGGGGGCCCCUUCGUGGGCCUUGCGUUCAAAUUGGAAGAGGGCAAGUACGGCCAACUGACGUACGUACGGAUCUACAGCGGCACCCUGCGCAAGGGUGAUUCGGUCGUCAACAUGAGCUCCAACAAGAAGGCAGGUGCACGCCCGCCCGGAGCUGAUGUCCGCGUCCCCCGCCUCGUCCGCAUGCACGCCAAUGAGAUGGAGGACAUUGGCCAGGCGGCUGCGGGGGACAUCGUGGCUGUGUUUGGAAUGGACUGCGCCAGCGGGGACACGCUCACGGACGGGGUGAAGCUGGCCAUGACGUCAAUCAGGGUUCCCGACCCGGUCAUGAGUCUCGCUCUGACCCCCACCAGCGCCGAGCACUUCCCCACCUUCAUGAAGGCCCUGCAGAGCAACACCGGGGAAAUCAUUGUGAGCGGUAUGGGGGAGCUGCAUUUGGAGGUGUACAUCGAGAGAAUCAAGCGGGAAUACCGGGUCACCUGCGAGGUGGGCAAGCCCAAGGUGAGCUACCGCGAGGCCCUCACCGCCCGGGCCGAGUUCAACUACCUGCACAAGCGACAGAGCGGAGGGGCGGGGCAGUUCGGAAAGGUAGUGGGUUGGAUUGAGCCCCUGCCCGAGGACAGCCCCGUGCCGUUCGUGUUUGAGAACAAGCUGGUGGGCACUGCCGUACCGCCCGAGUUCCACUCGGCCAUUGAGAAGGGCUUCGUGGAGGCAGCCAACAGCGGCUCGCUCAUCGGGGCGCCUGUGUAUGGUGUCCGGGUCGUCCUCACCGACGGCGCCUCCCACGCGGUGGACUCGAGCGCCACCAUGGGCGACAUCAACCGACGAAAGGGCCUUAUCCUUGACAGCGGUGCGGUGGGGGACGACACGGUGGUGACGGCCCACGUGCCCCUCAACCUCAUGUUCGGGUACUCGACAGCGCUGAGGUCUGCAACGCAGGGCAAGGGGGAGUUCAGCAUGGAGUACUCGCACCACGCUGCCGUACCUCGAGAGGCUCAAGCGACAUUGGUGGGGGAGAUCAAGAGGGCUGCAGCGGCGUGA